GGGUUUGAAAGAAUCAGAGAGCAGUAUUUACCUUUAUUCUCUAAAGAUGAUUAAUUUCUUAGAACAGUUCCAUGGAGGAUUUGCGAUGUUUUUUUCCUGGGAAGGCAUCCUGGGGAGUCGGCACCUGUUAUUUUCAUUUAUGCUUUAUACAGCCUACGGGGUGGGGAGCGGCCAGAUCCAUUAUUCCGUGCCAGAGGAAGCGAAACACGGUACGUUUGUGGGGCGAAUCACGCAGGAUUUGGGUCUGGAGGUCGGGGAUCUGGUGUCGCGGUUCUUUCGGGUGGUGUCUAAGGGUCGCAAGGACUACUUAGAGGUAAAUUUGCAGAAUGGCAUUUUGUUUGUGAAUUCACGGAUCGAUCGUGAGGAGCUGUGCGGUCGCAAUCCUGUUUGUAGCAUCCAUCUAGAAGUGAUCGUGGACAAGCCUCUGCAGGUUUUUCAUGUGGAGGUGGAGAUCAAAGACAUUAAUGACAAUUCGCCAGUGUUCCCAGUGAAAGAACAAAAACUGUUUAUUCCUGAAUCCAGGCUGUCAGACUCUAGGUUUCCUCUAGAGGGUGCUUCUGACCCCGAUAUUGGGAUUAAUGCCUUGCUUACGUAUUCACUAAGCAUCAAUGAUUACUUCAUUCUAGAUGUAAAAUCAAAGAACGAUCAGGAUAAAUUGGUUGAGCUAGUGCUGAAAAAACCCCUAGAUAGAGAGGAAGUUCCUGAGCAUCACUUAAUACUGACAGCCUCAGAUGGAGGCAAACCUGAGCUCACUGGCUCCGUGCAACUGCUCAUCUUAGUACUGGAUGUGAACGAUAAUGCCCCGACUUUUGAGAGAUCAGAAUACGAAGUGAAGAUAUUAGAAAAUGCAGCCAAUGGGACAUUAGUGAUCAACCUGAAUGCCUCGGAUGAGGAUGAGGGAACUAAUCAAGAAAUCUUAUACUCUUUCAAUAGCCUUACUCCAUCUGUGAUUAAAGAUAAGUUUCAUAUAAAUCCAGAUACAGGAGAAAUUUCAAUUCAAAGAAAUCUGGACUUCGAAUAUAUAAAUUCAUAUAAAUUUCGAGUUGACGCAAUAGAUAAAGGGAACCUACCUAUGGUUGGACACUGUACUGUUCGAGUGGAAAUCCUCGACACCAAUGAUAAUGCCCCAGAAUUAGCAGUGACAUCACUGUCAAUUCCUGUCAGAGAGGACACUCCUCCAGGCACAGUUAUUGCCCUCAUUAGCGUAUCCGAUCGUGACUCUGGAAUCAACGGACAGUUGACUUGCUCGGUGUCACCGCCCUCACCCUUCACGUUGGUGUCCACUUUCAAGAAUUACUACUCACUGGUGCUGGAGAGCUCCGUGGACCGCGAGAGCAUGCGGGCCUAUGAACUAGUGGUGACAGCGAGGGAUGGCGGAUCUCCAGCGCUUUGGGCCACUGCCAGCUUGACUAUAGAUAUCGCAGAUGUUAAUGACAACGCGCCUGUCUUCGAGCAGCCUUUGUAUACCUUGUUUGUGAAAGAAAACAACCCGCCAGGCAGUCACAUUUUCACAGUGUCUGCAUCGGAUCCAGAUGAUCAGGAGAACGCACUGGUGUCUUACUCUUUAGUGGAGAAGCGGAUGGGGGAACGUCAGUUGUCGAGCUACGUGUCUGUACAUUCAGAGAGUGGAAAAGUGUACGCCUUGCAGCCCUUGGAUCACGAGGAGCUGGAGCUGCUGCAGUUUCAAGUGAAUGCCCGGGAUGCGGGCUUCCCUCCUCUGAGUAGCAACGUGAGCCUGCAACUGUUCGUACUAGACGAAAAUGACAACGCGCCGGUUGUGCUGCCACCUCAUGCUGGCUUUAGCUCCGUGACCGAAGUGGUUUCACGGUCCGUAGCUGUGGGCCACGUGGUGGCGAAGAUACGGGCUGUGGAUGCUGAUUCAGGAUAUAACGCCUGGCUGUCUUAUGAGCUGCUGUCGGAAGUGGACACCGGACACAGCACUUUCCGGGUAGGGGUGUACACUGGCGAAAUUAGCACUACUCGGUCCCUGGAUGAGUCAGAUGAAUCGAGGCAGACGCUGCUGGUGCUGGUGAAAGAUCAUGGAGAGCCUUCUUUGAAGGCUACUGCAACAGUGACCGUAUCACUUGUGGAGAUUGGGCAGACGUUUAAAGGUUCGUCUUUGGCUUUCAAGGAGCUAGCAAAGACUGGCAUAGGGCAGAAGACACUGGUAGAUGUGAAUGUAUAUCUGAUCAUUGCCAUCUGCUCGGUAUCCAGUCUGUUGGUAUUGAGUCUCCUGCUAUAUGUGGCACUUCGGUGCUCUUCGCCCCCACAGGGUUUUUAUGAGCCUGGGAAGUCCACUGAUGUGUGUUCAAACACUGUAAGGAGCUGGUCUUAUUCCCAUCAGCAAAGACAGAAGAUUUGCUCAGGGGAGGGCGCUGCCAAGAACGACCUCAUGGCUUUCAGCCCGAAUCUUCCACCAUGUCCAGGUUCUCAAGAAGGAGAAGAGACAGAGCACGGGCAGAACGUCGGGAAAGUGAGUUUCUACCCUUGACAACAUCUUUUACGUUCUGUUGAUUCAAAUAUUUAUUAAAUGAUUCCAUAUGUUCAAAUCCCUUUAAAAAAAAUUAGAGACAUCCCACAUUGCUUUA
Molecule: messenger RNA, 2588 nt
Organism: Sarcophilus harrisii (Tasmanian devil)
Lineage: Eukaryota; Metazoa; Chordata; Mammalia; Dasyuromorphia; Dasyuridae
Product: protocadherin alpha-8
Exons: 1
Coding region: 47-2491 (814 amino acids)
Biological process (GO): homophilic cell-cell adhesion
Cellular component (GO): plasma membrane
Molecular function (GO): calcium ion binding
Source: RefSeq, a predicted model, not a curated record